Metopolophium dirhodum (rose-grain aphid) is the source of this 2796-nucleotide messenger RNA. Its product is annotated as zinc finger MYM-type protein 1-like. Gene Ontology annotation, molecular function: protein dimerization activity. The transcript has 3 exons. The record is from RefSeq and is a predicted model, not a curated record. The coding region runs from base 1 to 2796 and encodes 931 amino acids. Lineage: Eukaryota; Metazoa; Arthropoda; Insecta; Hemiptera; Aphididae.
AUGACUAGUCGAGAACGUGAUAAGUUCAGAAAAUACGGGUCAGGAAACGUAAAACGAGAAAAAAAACGGAAGGCUGAGGAGUUUAUGCAGAAACAUAGGGGUACCAUGAACAAAUUUUUAACCAUAUCUAAAAAUGAAGAUAUUGAAAUCACUGAAAACCCAAAACAAUCCAGUUCUUCAUAUUUAGAUAAUACUCCAAAUAUUAUAUUGAAUGAUAACAUUGAAAUCACUGAAAACCCAAAACGGCCAAAACAAUCCAGUUCAUCAUAUUUAGAUAAUACUCCAAAUAUUAUAUUAAACGAUGACAUUGAAAUUACUGAAAACCAAAAACAAUUAAGUUCAUCAUAUUUAGAUAACACUCCAAGUAUUAUAUUAAAUGAUGAUAUUGAAAUUACUGAAAAUACAAAACAAUUAAAUUCUUCAUCUUUAGAUAACACUCCAACUAUUAUAUUAAAUGAAGAUAUCGAAAUUAAUGAAAAUCCAAAACAAUCAAAAAGUAACAAUAAGUGUAUAGGAAAAAAUGUUAUUGGUAAUGAUGAUCGCUUAAAAAAUCAAUCACAUAUAUGGGGUGACCCUGGAAACUGGCCUAGCCAUAUAGACAGUCAAAUAAGAUAUGAUAUAAUUAAGUUAGGACCAAUACGCUUAGUGGAUUAUGAAUUUCCAAAGACUCUUCAAAAUGAUAGCUCUAAACGAAAAUUUACCAAAAACUUGUAUACAAGAAAUUUAAUAAAUGGUGAAAAAACUGAUAGAGUUUGGCUUGUUUAUUCGAUUACGAAAAACUGCGUGUUUUGUUAUAGUUGUAAGCUUUUCUCUUCUGAAAACCCCCACCUCAACCAUCUAAGUACUAUCGGAACAAACGACUGGAAACACUUGCCUGAGAAACUUAUAACUCAUGAGCGUUCUGUUCAGCAUUUUAAAUCUAUUGAAGCCUGGACAGAAUUUAAAAAAAGAAUUUUGAAAGAAAAAUGUAUUAAUCAACAACAUUUAUCUAUUAUUGAGAAGGAGAAAAUUCAUUGGACAAAUGUACUGAACAGAAUUUUAUCAGUCAUUCAUUAUUUAGCUGCUCAUAAUGAUGCAUUUCGAGGUUCAUCAGAUGUACUUUAUACUAAAAGUAAUGGGAAAUUUCUUGGUUUAAUAGAAAUGCUGGCGAAAUUCGAUCCAGUAAUAAUGGAACAUGUUUACAGAAUUCAAAAUAAAGAAACACAUGUCCAUUAUCUAGGUCAUAGAAUACAAGACGAAAUUAUUAAUAUGAUGGCCAAUGAAAUCAAGCAAAAAAUAAUAAGAAACAUACAGUCUGCUAAGUACUUUACGAUUAUAAUGGAUUGCACUCCAGAUAUUGAACACAGCGAGCAACUUGCUAUUCUUUUGCGAAUAGUACAUAUGGACGAAGAAAACGAAUACAGUACACCUACUAUACAGGAAUAUUUCUUAGAUUUUAUAACGGUCGAUUCUACAACUGGUUUAAAUUUAUCUGACGUUCUAAUGAAACAACUUAAACUAUAUAAAAUAAACAUUGAAAAUUGUCGAGGUCAGGCCUACGAUAACGGAUCGAACAUGACAGGAAGAUAUCAAGGAGUUCAAACCCGAAUCUUAAAUAUAAAUCCACGAGCAUUUUUUACUCCUUGCGCUGCCCAUAAUUUAAACUUAGUCCUGUGUGAUGCUGCCAAAAAUUCAACUAUAGCCAUUACAUUUUUUGGUAUAGUUCGACGUGUUUAUACAUUAUUUUCUGCAUCAACAUGUCGCUGGAGUAUUAUUAAAAAACAUUGUACAGUGUUCACGGUUAAACAAUGGUCAGAGACGAGGUGGGAGAGCCGUAUAAAUAGUGUGAAAGCUUUACGUUUUCAACUUUCAAGUAUUUUAAAUGCUUUAGAAGAAGUUUCCGAGACAGCUAGUGAUUUGAUGGCCCGAAGUGAGGCUGUUUCACUAUCAAAUGAAAUUGGUAAUUAUGAGUUUAUAUUAAGUCUUGUGAUUUGGUAUGAUAUUUUAACAGAAGUAAAUAUUGUGAGCAAAAGUACACAAGAUCAUAACAUGGAUAUAAAUACUUCUGUAAAAAUGGUCCAAAGUCUAAUACAGUUUUUGCAUCAAUAUAGAGAAAAUGGGUUUAAUUUGGCGAAAAUUGCUGCUACCAAAUUAGCUGAAGAUUCUGAUAUUGCAGUUGCUUUCAAAAAUCCACGAGUAAGAAAAAAGAAAAAAUUAUUCGAUUAUGAAAAUGUUGAAGAACCUGUGUUAAACAAUGAAGAUCGGUUUCGUACAAAUUAUUUUUUCGUCAUUCUUGACCAUGCAAUACAGUCGAUUAAGAAACGCUUUAAACAGUUAGAGACUUAUUCGGACAAUUUUGGAUUUUUACAUCGCAUUGGCAAGUUGAAAACAAUGGAAAAUGAUGAUUUAUUAAAACACUGUAAAGAUUUGCAAUUAAUUUUAACAGAUAACGAUCUAAAAGAUAUAGAUGGAUUAGAUUUAUUUUCUGAACUAAUCAUUUUUCGAACUUUAAUUGACGAAGAUACAAAUUCACUCCAGGCACUUAAUAUUUUAAAAACAACAAAUGGAUCAUUUCCUAAUCUAACCAUUGCUCUUAGAAUAAUGUUAACCAUUCCUGUGACAUCUGCUUGUGCGGAAAGAAGCUUUUCAAAGCUAAAGCUAAUAAAAACUUAUUUGCGCAAUCGAUUAGGCCAAGACAAACUUUCUGAACUAGCUUUAAUAUCAAUUGAAGAAGAAGUAUCGUCCACAAUCGACUAUAAACAUCUCAUUGAUAUCUUCGCUUCAAAAAAAUAUUUAUAUACAACAGUCAUAAACUAA